CAGCGAGGUGACGUGAAAGGUUGGGAGUGCUGCUACCCAAGAGCGGUGAAAGGAGCAGUGACUCCUAGGGGGAGAACCAGGCCGGGCAAAGGCAUGAGGCGUACUGAGCUCUGACACAGAGACCCCUCCAGGCCCGAGCUGAUAGGGGGCAGGCUGGGGUGAGAGGAGGGGUGUAAGGCCAGACGAAGGGUAGCAAGAAAUAGUUCUGAUGCUAUCCGUGUAUCUUAGAGCACAUCGGAGGGGGCAUCAGCCAGGGCCAGGGGGUACAGGAGGGGGCAUUAACACAGGACAGGAGGGCAGCGUCGUGAGCGAAAUGGACAGUCAGGAGAUCUGUAAGAUGAGAUAAAGAGUCUGAUGUACAGGACUGUGAAUAAGUUGGUCAGGUACAGUGAUUAACUGCACAGAACGGAGCUAAAAAGACAGUUUAUAUACUGAGGGCAGUGCUGGGUCAUGAUUAAUGAGUGUAGGGUCAACGGCUAUAGAACGGGGGCACUUCUCAUCAGUAACUGUCUAAGAGGGCAGGGAGGAAGUAUUGUAGUUUUAGAGCUGAAAACAUUUCCAGUGUCCUGCACUAAUUAGCUUUAUGCCCACGGGAUGGCCAGCCGUAUUCGCCGUUCGUGGCUCAGUGUGCUGCUGGGACUAGUCCUGGGUUUUUUGUUGGCAUCUCGUCUCAUCAUUCCCCGAGCAGCAGAGUUGAAUAGAACCAGCCGGAGGAGAGGGGGUAAAGCAGGAGGUGAAGGGCAGUUAGGCAGCUGUGGCUUGCCAGCAGGACUCAGGACUGAUUACAGUGGGGUGCUUGGUUGGCAGCAAAAGUUACACCAAGAGACUGGAGGCUUGGGGAGUGAUGAAGACAUUCCCAGGGAUAAGAACUUCCUCUUUGUUGGGGUGAUGACAGCUCAAAAGUACCUGGAAACAAGAGCUGUGGCCGCAUUUAAAACCUGGUCCAACUCCAUCCCUGGCAAAGUUGAAUUUUUCUCAAGUGAGGGCUCUGAUACAUCUAUAACAAUCCCAAUUAUUCCACUUCAUGGAGUGGAUGAUUCCUACCCUCCUCAAAAGAAGUCCUUUAUGAUGCUGAAAUACAUGCAUGAUCACUACUUAGACCAGUAUGAAUGGUUCAUGAGAGCUGACGAUGAUGUGUACAUAAAAGGUGAUCGUCUAGAGAGCUUCUUGCGGAGCCUGAACAGCAGUGAGCCCCUCUUCCUUGGACAAACAGGCCUUGGCACCACUGAGGAAAUGGGCAAACUAGCUUUGGAACCAGGGGAGAAUUUCUGCAUGGGUGGCCCAGGCGUUAUCAUGAGUAGAGAGGUUCUGCGGCGGAUGGUGCCUCAUAUCGGGGAGUGUCUUCGGGAAAUGUUCACCACUCAUGAGGAUGUGGAGAUUGGACGAUGUGUUAGGCGAUUUGCUGGAGUGCAGUGUGUGUGGUCUUACGAGAUGCAGCAGCUGUUUUAUGAAAACUAUGAACAGAACAAGAAGGGCUACAUCCGUGACCUACGUAAUAGCAAGAUCCACAGAGCCAUUACUUUGCACCCAAAUAAAAACCCACCCUACCAGUAUCGACUGCACAGUUACAUGCUAAGUCGCAAAAUAGCAGAACUCCGGUACCGGACAAUUCAACUGCACAGAGAAAUUGUUCUGAUGAGUAAAUACAGCAACAGAGAGGUUCAUAAGGAUGAUCUACAGCUUGGUAUUGCUCCGUCUUUCAUGAGAUAUCAACCACAGCAGCGGGAAGAAAUACUGGAAUGGGAAUUCCUAACAGGUAAAUAUUUGUAUUCUGCCUCUGAUGGGCAGCCUCCAAGACGUGGCAUGGAUUAUUCCCAGAAAGAGGCUCUUGAUGACAUUGUAAUGCAAGUUAUGGAAAUGAUCAAUGCAAAUGCAAAGACCAGAGGCCGUGUUAUUGACUUUAAAGAGAUACAGUAUGGAUACCGCAGGAUUAACCCAAUGUAUGGGGCAGAGUAUGUUCUUGAUCUUCUUCUUCUAUACAAAAAGCACAAGGGCAAAAAACUGACAGUUCCUGUGAGGAGGCAUGCCUACCUUCAGCAAACCUUUAGCAAACUUCAAUUUAUGGAGCAUGAAGAAAUUGAUGCAAAAGAACUCGCUAACAAAAUAAACCAGGAUUCAGGAUCUUUGUCUUUUCUGUCAAAUUCACUUAAGAUGCUUGUUCCAUUUCAACUCACUGCCUCAAAAGCUGAGCACAAAGAACCCAAAGAAAAGAAAGUUCAUAUCUUGGUUCCUCUGUCUGGCCGCUUUGAAAUGUUUGCUAGAUUUAUGGCCAAUUUUGAAAAGACGUGCCUCAUUCCAAAUCAAAAUGUAAAGCUGGUCAUCUUGCUUUUCAAUUCUGAAUCCAAUCCAGACAAGACCAGACAGAUUGAACUCAUGCGAGAUUUCAGAGUUAAAUAUCCUAAGGCAGAUAUGCAGAUAUUGCCUGUAUCUGGAGAGUUUUCUAGAGCUUUGGCUCUGGAAGUGGGAUCUUCUCAGUUUAGUAAUGACUCCUUGCUUUUCUUUUGUGAUGUAGAUUUGGUUUUCUCCACAGAGUUCCUGCAGCGAUGUAGAGGAAAUACAGUUUUAGGACAACAAAUAUACUUUCCAAUUAUAUUUAGUCAAUACGAUCCCAAGAUUGUUUAUGCAGGAAAGGUACCCAGUGACAACCAUUAUGCAUUUACUCAGAAAACAGGCUUUUGGAGGAACUAUGGCUUUGGCAUCACCUGUGUCUAUAAAGGAGACCUUAUUCGUGCUGGAGGUUUUGAUGUUUCAAUCCAAGGCUGGGGACUUGAGGAUGUGGACCUCUUCAACAAAGUGGUACAGGCUGGUUUAAAGAUUUUUAGAAGUCAGGAAAUUGGUGUGGUUCACAUCCACCAUCCUGUUUUUUGUGACCCUAACCUUGAUCCCAAACAGUACAAAAUGUGUUUGGGAUCUAAAGCCUCCACUUAUGGUUCUACCCAAAGACUUGCUGAGUUAUGGCUUGAAAAAAAUGACCCAACGUUUGGAAGAACAACUCAUACAAAUGAUUCUGUGAGGACAGCCUGAUAAUCCAGCAAUGCUGGGAAUUAUUGAACUUUUUCAUAAUUAAUUUAUUUUUCAAUAGUAUUUUUUGUAAUAGUUAAGGCAAAUGUAGCUUGUUAGAAAUGUCUUAUGAGGAGCUCCAUACCUGUUGAGCUUAUCGAACAAAAAUUGUGGUCAGUAUUUGCCUUUUUGACUCUUGCAGUAUGACGACUUGAAAUUUCACGAUGAACAAAGCUGGGGUUCCUUUAAACUGCAUUCCAUAAGCUUGAGCUAUUUUCUUUGCCCUUCUGACUAGUCCUAUCGCAGUACAUGCCAUGAAGACGCUGCAGUGUUACCUGGCUUCAUUGUCCCAUGUCUCCAGACCUCCUUUAUAUUGCAGUCUUUCAGUAGUUUUUAGAACUGAUACUUUCUUACUCCGUAUAGACAAACAAAUGCAACCUUUCAUUCCAUUCAUGUAUUUCAUGGGGUUAGUUUGAUUCCCGCUGAAAAGCUUAUUACUGAAUGUAUUUACAAAGUAUUCAGUAGACUUUAGAACAAUUUUAUAUAACUUUUUCAGCUGGAUAUUUUAUUUAUUUUUUUACAAAUCAAAAAUUAUUCUUCGUAUUAUUGUGCAUUAUUCUGCACAAUGUACUGUAAAAUUUUCUUUCAUUUAAUGUGCUCCCAGUGAUUAAUUUUACCUGCCGGACUGAAUUAAAUGGUUCACAGAUAGCUCCUUUUGCCUUUUUUUUUUUUUGUUUGUUUUAAUUUUUGAGACAGCUCAUUUUGCCUAUUAAAACCACCACAUACUCUGGAAAUUUCAGUGUUGAGUUUAGAAAAGCUAUGUAAACAAAAGGCAAGAGAUUUGUAUACAAUGUACUCUUUAUCAGCUGUUUGCUUGCCUCAGUGUAUUGUCCCUUAAAGAUGACUCAAAUUCUCUAUUCUAACUUACCAGAAUAUAACAGAACUGCAUACAUUACAUCUCAGCAGACCUGUGUUCUUUAAAGUACUGAAGUCACUGUUGCCUUUAAUGCUUUUCUACUGUCCUCCAUUGUGAGUUUCUGUGAUAUACUUUUGUAUUGACAGUGGUCACUUUCACAGCUAGAUACAAUGUGGAAGCAUUUAGUUGUAGGUUGUGAAGAUGUGGAGGCAGCGGUGACUUCAGUGCUGUAAAAUGUUGAAGAACAAGUUAACAAAGUGAUCAUUUCCGUUGAAUGCUGCUCAAUUGUAUGUUAAUUCAAAGGGACAUUGAACUCAAUGCAUAUUCUCUAUUGUCUAUAACAAGUUAAUCUGUGUGACUUUUUAAAAUUGCAUUAGUAUGUUUUGCAAAAGCUAGCAUUAAAUUUACCAGUACUGCAGCCUUCAUCAUGUGGGAGGGGGAAUUUUGUUUUGUUUUUUAAAUUGUUUUUUAAUACUUGAAGGCUCAGGGUGAUAGAAAAUAUUCCUCUAUUGGAGAACGUUGUCUGAGACAAUUGUGAAGACAACUAGUUUUAUCCCUGUUAUAUAUAUGUAGCUCAAAGUUAGUUUGUGCUACAUCCCUUAGAAACCUAGCCUCUCUACAGGCGCAAGAGAUCACCUUUUUAUUCAUGAAUAUCAUUUUGUCCAGUAUUGCCUGUGAUUGGCAGGAACACCCUGAUUUUUGCAAAAAAUUGUUAUGGGUUAUUUUAAAGGAUGCAAUAGUAGUGAGUAUGCAAUUUUAAAAUGGCACUCUUCAAUCAGUUAUUUAGAUAUUUAAUAUGCACACUUUGUACUGUAAU
Bombina bombina (fire-bellied toad) is the source of this 4733-nucleotide messenger RNA. It is a transcript of the gene CHSY1, whose product is annotated as chondroitin sulfate synthase 1. Gene Ontology annotation, molecular function: glucuronosyl-N-acetylgalactosaminyl-proteoglycan 4-beta-N-acetylgalactosaminyltransferase activity. Gene Ontology annotation, cellular component: Golgi cisterna membrane. NCBI's taxonomy places the organism in Eukaryota, Metazoa, Chordata, Amphibia, Anura, Bombinatoridae. The coding region runs from base 595 to 3024 and encodes 809 amino acids. The record is from RefSeq and is a predicted model, not a curated record. The transcript has 3 exons.